UAUAGUAUAACAGUAGCCUACAGUAUCCGCAUAAAUUGCUUCACGUGUACUCAGCGGUAUCUCUAUUUUCCUAUAUGUCUGCGUACAUAUAUAAGGAAGACGUUAAAUGAUGUCUAAAUGAUAUGUCAUGCUAUUGCGUAGUCGAACUUCUUAAAAAUUUGUUCAGUAUAACAUAUCCUACAUGAGUUGCAAGUACCAUAGUGAAACGAACAAUUUUAUUACUUGCAAACAAUUUUAGGUUAAAUUUUGUAACAAUUAGUAAUGUAUUCUAAUAUGCGUGCAAUUAUUGCAGUAUUUUGUGUAUUCCUCGGCUGUUGCAGCAACGUCGUUUUUUUAGAGCUUCUUGUUAAAGAAGACCCAGGUAGUGGAAAUCUUAUUACAUUUUUACAGUUCCUAUUUAUAUCGGUAGAAGGAUUUUUAUUUACUUCAAAAUGUGGGACCGUAAAACCUAAGAUAGGAAUAAAAGAUUAUUUUUUACUUGUAACAAUGUUUUUUGUUACUAAUGUUUGCAAUAAUUAUGCAUUUAACUUUAAUAUACCUAUGCCAUUACAUAUGAUAUUCAGAGCUGGUUCUCUGAUAGCCAAUAUGAUUAUGGGUAUUAUUAUCUUAAACAAGAAAUAUGCAUUUAGCAAGUAUUUAUCAGUAUUUAUGAUAACUUUUGGAAUUGUCAUCUGUACGAUUGUUAGCAGUAAAGAAAUUAAAUCAUUACAAGCUAAAAAUGUUGAACAAGUACCUACCACUCCAUGGGAUGAUUUCUUCUGGUGGAUAUUGGGUAUAUCGUUACUGACUAUAGCAUUAUUUGUAUCUGCCAGAAUGGGUAUUUAUCAAGAAGUAUUACAUGAAAAAUAUGGAAAAAAUGCAAGGGAAGCAUUGUAUUAUACGCAUCUUUUACCUUUGCCAUUCUUCUUAACUUUGGCUCCUAAUAUUUGGGAACACUUGACAUAUGCCCUUGCAUCAGAUACAAUGCAUGUGCCAGUUAUUAACUUAGGUGUACCAAAAUUAAUUGUAUAUCUUGUAGGAAAUAUUCUUACACAAUACAUGUGCAUUAGUUCUGUUUUUGUAUUAAUAACAGAAUGCACAUCCCUUACUGUAACUUUAGUAAUAACAUUAAGGAAGUUUUUGUCCUUGAUCUUCUCAAUAAUAUAUUUCAAAAAUCCUUUCACAAUCUAUCAUUGGAUUGGUACCAUUUUGGUGUUUGCAGGGACUGUGAUAUUCACGGAACUAGUACCAAAGAUUGUAGAUAGUUUGAAAUCAACACAGAAAACUAAGAAAGUACAAUAAUAAACAUCAUUGAAUAAACAAACAAAAUGUUAUGUACUAUUAAUCCAGUAUAAAUAAAUAGAAAAUGUAAGUAUUCUUUUACUCAUCAGAAUUACAAGAACUACAUGGUCUUUUCUAUAUAUAUUUUUUUGUUUGUACAUUGUACAAUAUUUUAAUAAAUAGACGUUUUUCUCAGGAAAUACAUUAUACUAUAAACUAAUUUUG
Megachile rotundata (alfalfa leafcutting bee) is the source of this 1485-nucleotide messenger RNA. RefSeq names its product ER GDP-fucose transporter (gene Efr). Gene Ontology annotation, biological process: UDP-N-acetylglucosamine transmembrane transport. NCBI's taxonomy places the organism in Eukaryota, Metazoa, Arthropoda, Insecta, Hymenoptera, Megachilidae. Gene Ontology annotation, cellular component: endoplasmic reticulum membrane; Golgi membrane. The record is from RefSeq and is a predicted model, not a curated record. Gene Ontology annotation, molecular function: UDP-N-acetylglucosamine transmembrane transporter activity; UDP-xylose transmembrane transporter activity.